This is a messenger RNA of Sphenostylis stenocarpa, 582 nucleotides long. The record is from the annotation of a GenBank genome assembly. NCBI's taxonomy places the organism in Eukaryota, Viridiplantae, Streptophyta, Magnoliopsida, Fabales, Fabaceae.
AUGCUCUGCGACUCGGACCAGGCUAAGCUAUGCUGGGACUGCGACGAGAAAGUUCACAGCGCCAAUUUCUUGGUGGCAAAACAUUCCAGGGUUCUUCUCUGUCGUUUGUGUCACUCCCCAACUCCCUGGAAAGCUUCGGGCACCAAACUCACGCCAACCGUGUCGUUUUGUCACCGUUGCGUUCUGCAUCGACACGCGCGCUUCAACUACUUGGUCAAUAGUGAUCAACAGCAUAGUGAUGAGGGAAAUGGUUCUGAUCAUGUUCUUGAUGCUGAUAAUAGUGAUUACACCGAACAAGAAGAAGAAUUAGAGGAUGAGGAAGAAGAAGAAGAGGAUGAUGAUGAUGAGGAAGGAGAAAAUCAAGUGGUUCCAAUGUCUUCUGGUUCUGCCACGUCCCCUCCCAGCGACUAUUCAGGUUUAGCUUUGAAGCGAUUGAAAAACAACUCUUUUGCUUUCGAUUCUCAUGAUGAUACAGCAUGUUCUUCAUCUGAGAUUGCUACAUUGUCCAAUAAUGAUGAAUCAACCUCAAGGAGUGUCUUGGGGGCAUUGAAGAGGCAUCGAGUUGAUGAACGAAAUUAUUGA